Acromyrmex echinatior (Panamanian leafcutter ant) is the source of this 1277-nucleotide messenger RNA. RefSeq names its product protein FRA10AC1 homolog. Gene Ontology annotation, biological process: dephosphorylation. The record is from RefSeq and is a predicted model, not a curated record. Gene Ontology annotation, molecular function: phosphatase activity. NCBI's taxonomy places the organism in Eukaryota, Metazoa, Arthropoda, Insecta, Hymenoptera, Formicidae.
CUUGAAAUCAUUAUUCUGUCUUUAUCGUUCAUUAGACGUGAAAUAAGAAUAGAAGUACUGAAAGCGCUGAAAGCAUUCAAAUCGAUCGCAGUCUAGUCAUGGCGUCCAAUUGCGUCAGCUGAAAAGUGGUUUACGUGAUUUUAUCGCGUGACGUCGUGUGGAAGGUGAAAAGAUUUGACGAUGUUUCCAGCUUAUGCACACUUAUCAGCUUACGACAGGCACAAGAAACUCAUAAAUGAUUACUUGACAAUUUACGGAAAGUCUGUAUCAUCGUUUAAGCGAGACACGUCCCGAGACAAAACUGAUUACGAUGUCAUCAGAGAGAACCACAAGUUUCUCUGGGAUCAAGAAAAGGAUGUCCCAGAUACAUGGGGUAGCAGAUUAGCUAAGAAGUAUUACGACAAAUUGUUCAAGGAAUAUUGCAUAUGUGAUCUUACAUAUUAUAAAUGUAAUAAGAUUGCUUUGAGAUGGAGAACCGAGAAAGAAGUAAUAGUUGGCAAAGGACAGUUCGAGUGUGGUAGUAAAACAUGCAAAGAGAAGGAAGAUUUGCGUUCUUGGGAGCUUAAUUUUGGUUAUGAAGAACAUGGCGAGAAGAAGAAUGCGCUAGUAAAAUUAAGACUUUGCCCAGAAUGUUCCGUAAAACUUAAUUAUCGAUCACAAAAGCGAGAGGUGAAAAGGAGAAAAUCUUUGAAGCGUUUGGACACAAAUUCCGAAAAUAGCAAUGAUGUACCUACUAUUUCCAGUAAUCCAGAAUCAGAUAAUAAAGCAGAAACAGAGUCCACCUCAGCUGAGAUACAAAGCAAUGAAAAUACUGAUACGAAUGAAUCAAAUAUCUGGAAAGAGAAACCAGCUGAAGACGUAGAAAAGACAAGAGAAAAAGAAUUUGAGGAAUAUUUGGCAGAUUUAUUUAUGUGAACGCUAUUAAUGUUUUAAUCAUAAUUUUUUUUGUUUAAUACUUUGUAAAUAGAUAUUGGAGAAGAUAGUGUCAUUUUUUUAGUUUGUUUAAUUUCUUAUUUAAGGAGGUUCUAAAAAUGAUGGAAGUAUCAACUUUAUAAAUUAGAAAGUUUUCCGAAUUGACUGUUUUAAAAGUCUUUUUACACAAUUAAAAUACGCAUAAAAAAGAUUUUAAUCUGUACAGCCAAUUCAGAAAACUUUAGUCGGUAAUUCUAUCAUUUUAGGAUUCUCUGAAUUAUUCAUAAGGAUGUUAGUACACUACUAUACAUGUACAGUAUCAAUAAUAUAAUUUUUAUAAUAAAAUAUUUCAUAUGUGAAAAGAU